AGCGAGACCCUCCUCAAACUUAGACAAGUUAGCUAGCUGUUAGGAUUGGCUAUGUAUGCCGAUUAACGGAGGCUAGACUUUGGCGGAAACAUCUACGUUCACCUACUUCCACUGCUCGUCGUGCCAUAUGGCCAAGCAUGUAAGCAUCGAUUAGUGUGGUCUGGUGACAGUAAGGUAUUGGAUUAACCAACUGCUGUUGCCAGUGCCAUCAGCUCGUGAUUGACAAAACAUUGUAGUAUAUGAUCCUUGACGGCGGAUUCUACGACUCGUAUUUUUAAGGCUCCAGCACCCCCUCUGUGACCCUAGCGAGGAUAAAGCGGUACAGAAAAUUGAUGGAUAUUGUUUAGUACGGCUUUGCCAGAAGAGCUCAAAUCAGCAGCAAUGAAGUGGACACGCAAAAAGGAGCCCAGUACUUUUCUUAAAUGCGAUUACAUUCCACUGACAUUACCGUUUUCUGUGUUGUUGGAAUUAAAGAGGUGGACGGGUACAAGUUGUGCUGGAGCUGCUCCAUCUAUGGCCAGGAAUUCCACCCCUCAGUUGAAUGUGCUGUGAUAGAAAAGAGUGGACCAGAUAUUCCAUUCUACCAUGGAGGACACACGGUCCAAACCUUCCACUCCGGUGCCCAGUCCUGCACCCAGUCCUGCACCCAGUCAUGCACCAAGUCCCGCACCAAGUCCCGCACCCAGUCCACUUCUAGACAGAAUCCCUUUGCCAUCAGGAAACCAUGUGGAGCACCUGAAUGUGAACCAGAUCCAAGUAGUGGUGAGACGUUGUUCCAGUCCAAAUGUCACAGAGGAAACAACUUAUUUUCUUCCUCGCCACCCUGUGGUGGAUGCGGGAACCAACACAGAACCACCACUUGUUUGCUGCCCCUUGCUUCACAGAUUUUGCCCUUGUCCUCCAAGAGGCCUUGUGGCCUCUGUCAUUACAAAAGUCCUCUUGGCCGCGGUGCUCUUUGGAGUGGUGUGGUCCGUCACAGAGGACGAAUGUCUUCCAGGUGGUAACCUGUUUGGCAUUACGGUGCUUUUCAUCUCUGCAGUCAUUGGUGGCAAACUGGUGGCUCUGAUUCGGCUGCCGAGACUUCCACCAUUCCCUCCACUUCUUGGUAUGCUACUCAUGGGUGUCAUGCUGAGAAAUGUCCCAGUAAUAACAGACGGUGUGUACAUUAACUUCAAGUGGUCCGCCUCCCUCAGGAACAUUGCGCUGGCGGUCAUCCUAGCCAGAGCCGGUCUGGGUUUGGAUCCCUCGGCUCUGAGGAAGCUAAAGUCUGUGUGUUUGCGUGUGGCAGUGGGGCCAUGCAUCAUAGAGGCCUGCACCAUAGCUCUGGUCUCCCACUUCCUCAUGGGUUUGCCCUGGGUGUGGGGCUUCAUCCUAGGCUUUGUGCUCGGCGCCGUGUCUCCCGCAGUGGUGGUCCCCUCCAUGUUGCUACUGCAGAAGGACGGUUACGGUGUGGAGCAAGGCAUCCCAACUUUGUUGAUGGCAGCGGGCAGCUUUGAUGACAUACUUGCCAUAACAGGGUUCACUACAUGCUUGGGCAUGGCUUUCGCUACAGGUUCCACAUGGUACAACAUCUUGAGAGGUGUGCUGGAGGUGGCCAGUGGCUUGGUUGCUGGGAUCCUUCUUGGCUUUCUCAUCCAGUACUUUCCUAGUCUUGACCAGAAACACUUGGUGAUGAAGCGAUCCUUCUUGGUGCUCGGCCUGUCUGUCUUUGCGGUGUUUGGCAGCAGUGUGGCUGGAUUUCCUGGUUCUGGUGGCCUCUGUACUCUGGUAUUGGCAUUUCUCGCUGGUCUCGGAUGGGGUACAGAAAAGGCACGCGUGGAGGAAGUGGUAGGCUGGGCUUGGGAUGUGUUUCAGCCACUUCUGUUUGGCUUAAUCGGAGCAGAGAUAAGAGUGUCGGAGUUGGAGGGACACACAGUUGGUCUGGGUAUUGCUUCUCUGCUCAUUGCCCUGCUGGUUCGUCUCCUUUUCACCUAUGUUUGCGUGUUGUUCGCCGGCUUCAACAUUCGAGAGAAGCUGUUUAUUGCCCUGGCUUGGAUGCCCAAAGCCACUGUCCAGGCAGCUAUUGGCUCCACAGCUUUGGACAUGGCCAGAACAAGGCAAGACGAGCAGAUGCAGAAGUAUGGCAUGGAUGUGCUGACCGUGGCUGUGCUCUCCAUUCUUCUCACGGCGCCAGUCGGAGCCCUUAUAAUAGGCCUGUGUGGACCAUGCCUGUUGCAGAAACCAAAGAACUCAGCCUGUGGCACUGCGGUAGGGGACGAUGAGGACAAUGAAACGCCGGUCACCUAUGAAAGUACUCUUUGACCUCUCUCAUCUCAGUGCAAACAAUGAGGUGUUGAAUGAACAAUUGUUUAAUUUUGGAUUUGAGGGCAUAUGUCUACAACUGCUGCAACACUGUGUACUAGCAUCGAACACUUCACCGUUACAAUCUAUUUUUGACGAUUUCUCUAUGUAUUCUUUAUGGGACAUUUGACUCAAGUUUUAAUUUGAAACAAAAACAAUUGUAAUGACAUGUUGGAUAUGUCAGCUCUCCUUUAGCCACCGAGUGGCCUACUUUGUCUUGCUGUCUUCAGACAGCUCCUGCUGUUCUCUCUGUUGCAGGAGUACAAGCGUGAAUGACUUAUGUAUUUAUAGCCACUGGUGAUUUCCAGGCCUCAAACAAAUGACCCACAUCCGAGCAUGUGAAUGAAUGGUCAUUCAGUUUUUGAGAGAUAAUUUCACGUCAGAGUCAAAAUGUUCAUUAUCAUUGAAUGAGUUAGUUUCAUGAAUGUGAUUUUGAUUUUUUUUCCGUAUUUGUUCAAAUAAGAGAAUCUGAUUUUAUGGUAAUACUAAUAAUUACAUCCGCUAGCGGCCAGCCUAUUGAGUUAGUUAUAAAAAUGGGAAUUACAACAGUGUUUUGUUUUGAAACAGGAGCUCGUUUUGCACUUAAGUACUAUUUUAUUUAAUCAAAAUGUGUAAAAACUCAGGAAAAUGUAUAAAUGGUAACUCAAAUAUUUCCCUUUGCUUUGAAAUAGAAGCUGAAACAUAUUCAUAUACACUCAUCAUUUAAUAGUCAUUUUUAAUCCAGUUUUGUUACUUUCAUGUUACAAAAGUAUCUUGUUUUGGUUG
Messenger RNA from Hippocampus zosterae (dwarf seahorse), 3105 nucleotides. RefSeq names its product sodium/hydrogen exchanger 9B2. Lineage: Eukaryota; Metazoa; Chordata; Actinopteri; Syngnathiformes; Syngnathidae. Gene Ontology annotation, biological process: proton transmembrane transport. The transcript is spliced from 12 exons. Gene Ontology annotation, molecular function: antiporter activity. Gene Ontology annotation, cellular component: membrane. The record is from RefSeq and is a predicted model, not a curated record. The coding region runs from base 586 to 2301 and encodes 571 amino acids.